Molecule: messenger RNA, 1135 nt
Organism: Chironomus riparius
Lineage: Eukaryota; Metazoa; Arthropoda; Insecta; Diptera; Chironomidae
Source: the annotation of a GenBank genome assembly
UCACGCGAUCGUCGUGCACAAUGGAGUAAAAUUUUAAUUAAAAAGUCUCAAUUAAAAUGAAAGUAAAAAGUGAAAAAAUCAUGAAAACCGUCCAAAAAGUUGUUAAAAUUUGACAAAAAAAAGUCAUCCAAAAAUUUUGUAGUGAAAUUAAAAGUUGGAAAAAUCAAAAAAAAACUGUAAAAAAGUUUUAAACAGACCACGAAGCAAAGAUAGACGAGGAAAGGUCCACGACCACCAGUGAGAGAAUUUUUUAUUUCUCUCACAACAACAAAAAAAAAGUAAAACUUCUCUCGACAGAUUGUUGUUUUUGCUGCUGCAGUUCCAAUAAGAAUUUCACUACAAAUUUUUGUUUUGUAAAUAACAGACGAAAAUUUUCAUUCUUUUGUGAAUUUUUCGACUUUGUUUGUAGUCAAAUGAUGACUUUUAGGAUUAAAUUAUAAUUUCCCUCAUCUUCCCCCCUAUUCCCCCCCCCCAUCGCACAUAGAUUAAGUUAAUUAAGUUAAAUUAAGUAAACAAAAACAGAAUCACAUAAUUUAACAAUGGGAGCAUCUCAUUCAAAUACAACAACAACAAUAUCUACCGCAAAAAUUACACGUGAUGCACCGACAUAUAAAAGUGAAACAAUUACAAAUUGGAAUGGAAAGACACAAGAGAUUAAGGCUCAAGAGAGUUUUAAGGCACCGGAACCGCCAAAAUUGAAAGGGAUUUUGAAGAACAAAGAAAUGGUUAAGAUCGAGCGGAGGCCGCAGAAAAUUGUGGAGCUUUAUAUACAAAAGGGGGAUCAGUGGACUGUGCUGAGGGUGAAUGAGGAAGAAGCAGAACUCAAAAAGCGCGAACUGAAAGGCGACAAGACAAUAAAACGAAUUUAUAUAAAACCAGUGCAUGACACGACGUUCCUCCACUUCAAAGCCAUCUAACUAAUCUAAGAUCUAAGAAAAGUCUAUCAAAAAUUGUGCGAAAUUGUAAGACUUUGACCAAACAGGACCAGGAUGAGAUGUGAACUACUACUUUAGAUGAUUAUGGACAAAAAAAAAGUAUUUUCUUUAUGAUGAAUUUUGAAAAUUUUUAUCUCAAGACAAACAAAAAAAAAGUUUCCUUAAACGAUUUUACUAUUAUGAGUAAUUAAAUAAAAUAA